This is a messenger RNA of Sclerotinia borealis F-4128, 1056 nucleotides long. The record is from the annotation of a GenBank genome assembly. Lineage: Eukaryota; Fungi; Ascomycota; Leotiomycetes; Helotiales; Sclerotiniaceae.
AUGAAUCCAACAAUGACACCACCACUCUCAAUGUCUUCACGUAAAAGAUCCUCCUCCAUUUCAUCAAUUGAAUCUUUUGAUUCUGACUUCUUCGAUCAAACUUAUGUACCACUUUCGAAUUUACCAACCCCACCUCUAUCAUCCCAUUCAUACGAUACCACGGCAGCACAAUCACCCAUAUCCCUUUUUAGUCCAGAUGAGAUCCUUGACUCCGAAUUCUUAGGACCAGCAAUCCAUCUUACAAAUCUAAUACCUUCCUCAACUUCUCUAACCGACCCUUCAACUCAGCUCGUACAUGCACUACUCAGUCGAGCUGAUCUUCCGAUUGAGAUCCUCGCCCUCGCAGUUUGUAUCCUUGAUUCUCUUAACUCCCGCUUCGCACGAUCAUGGCGCCUUUCAUAUCCUCUCGAAUCAUCGGAAGAUCAAUUACUCGAACAAUAUGAUUUUCCCUGUCUACAAGCUUCCGAAGAACAACAUAUUGAUAGUACACAUCCCGAAGUAAUAAUACUGGCAGCACUGAUCCUCGCGACAAAAUUCAUAGAUGAUCAACAAGGUACCACAUCAUACUAUGCGCAGAAAUGGGCCAAGGGAUUAUGGAGCUGUGAUCAAAUAAAUUUCACUCAAAGGUCUAUCAUGGAGAAUCUUGGCUACAGAUUAUUACCACUCUGGUCUCACGAUAUUAUAGAAGGAGCUAAAAAUGAUAUGUCGAGAGCUGCGAAGAGACAAUCGUCGGCGUCUUAUUGUAUGCAGGAUUGGUCAAUGUCUAUGGCGAAUUGUGGGAUUGGUGGUAGACCGAUGAGUUCUGGGAAAGCAUGUAUAGGAAUUGAUAGGGAAAAUACACCACAGCCUACGCCAGUUGAAACACCCAUGACUGAGAAUUUGGGAAUGGGAAACGAGAGACCGCUGGGCGGUACUUCGAUGUUGAGUCGAGAGACGAAGAGAGCUUUUGGUGGAUUGAUACUUGGAGAGGAAUAUGAGGAUGUGGAUAUGGAUAUAGAGAGAUUUCCAUCAUAUGUGGAUCCUUUGAUCGGUCAUGAGAAUAUGAAUUUUGUUUGA